Messenger RNA from Clonostachys rhizophaga, 669 nucleotides. NCBI's taxonomy places the organism in Eukaryota, Fungi, Ascomycota, Sordariomycetes, Hypocreales, Bionectriaceae. The record is from the annotation of a GenBank genome assembly.
AUGUCCCCUGAACCUUCCAAAAUAGGGGAGACCCCCAAACCACCCGACCCUUCCGAGGUCGAGGCCGCGGUGGAACAAGACCCUCCUGAAGACCGCCCUCCGAGUUACGAAGUUGACGAAAAAAUUUCGAGCGGCAGCCAGAUGCUACGGAAGAAGACUGGCGGCUUGGUUCCCCGUUGGGUAGAGAACCCCCUUGCCCGGAAGACUGGGCAACUAGUCUUACAGGUCAAUGCUAAGAAUAUCCCGGGUCUCAUGCGACAUGGUUUUUACUGCUCAUUGGCUAAUUUUGUGCCGGGUCGUGGUUCCAUUCUGCUCGAUAGACGGGAACUGCUCAAAGAGAGAGGUCUCGGACGUACACACUGCAAACAUAUACGAGCGUACAAGGAGAAGGGGAACGAGAACACCGAAAUUGAAUGGAGAGGCAUACUGGAGGUGUACGCUAAGAGCUCUUCUACUCUUAUCAAUUUCGACCUCAACUGGUUGACCCAUGACAACAUGUUAUUCGCGAAAGCUUGGGACUGGAAUUCAAAACAAGUCUAUUCAUACAGUCAGUAUCGAGAGAGAAGAAACGUCAACGUGGUGUAUGAAGGCAUACCUUUGAAAGGCUGGUGGCCCUGGCCAAAAGCUUCGCCGCCUUCACAAGCAGAUCCUUCCAUGGUAGGUGGUUGA